AUGGAAGAAUUCAACGAAGAAGAACUCCUCCAAGCAGAUCGUGACAAAUACACCAAAAUGACCCAAAUGAACCUAAUCAUAGAAGAACGGAAGCGUAGAAUCCGAGAACUUAGGCAGAAGGCCAAGGACAUUAAGACACAGCUUGUGAGUGAAGAGAACCAGAAGAGGAUUACUACUACUGAGUUACAGAAGGGGUGUGAGAAUGAAGACAAGGAAAUCAAGAAUUUAGAAUCUGUUAUUGAGAAUUUGUCCCUUCAUAAUAAAGAUAGUAGAGAGGACAGAGAGCAGAAGUAUAAGGAACAGCUUCUGGAGAUUAAGACGCAGAAGGAGGGAAAGUUAGCUGAGACCAUUGCUGAAAAGGAACGACUAGCGAAAGAUCUUGAGAAGUUGAAGGAUUUUGAGAGAGAUCAGGCUAAAAGAGAGGAGGAAAGGGAGGAAUUACGUAAGCAGAAUGAGGCUAAGGAGAAAGAGAUCAAGAAUAUUGAAUAUAAUGAACAUAUGGAGAUCAUAAAGAGAAAGGAAAGGCUGAAGGACGAGCAUAAGCAGAAGCUCAGUCUUGAGAAAGAGAAAGCAAAGCUAGAAGCAGAGAAGAAGAUCUCAGAAAUUGAUAAAAGUAUUCAGCAGCAGAACGUUAGACUUGAUACUGAAGUCAACCUACAGAACGAUGUUAUUGAGUUCAUUGAAAAGCAGAAGGAAACUGUAUUCGAAGAGAAUAUAGGCUAUAAGAAAGAUCUUGAUGCUAAUAUUGACACUGUUGUGGAUUAUGCCAAAAAGCAAUAUGAACAAAAUCUCAAAAUUAAAGACCUCAAGGGCAAAAUCAGUAUGUUGGAUAAGUCCCUAGCUCAGAUUGUGCAAGAUUUUGAGAAAGAAAAGGAGCUUCUCAAAUACCAAAAUGAGCAAAUUGAGAAAGAGCAAGAUGAAGAUAUUAAAAAUUACAAGGAACAAAUUAAACUCAAAGAAAGAGAAAUCAAGAAUAUUAAGGCUUUAUGCCAGAUGAUUCUCGAUCAAAGAUCUGAUGUAGAGCAGUUCUUCCUCGAAGCUCUUGAACAAGUAAAGGAAGAAGUGAGAAAGAGAAAGGAGAGAAACAGAGAAAGUAGCCUGCCUGAUAUUAAUAAAUCUCAGUCAAGGCAAUCUUUUAACAAAAGUAAUAGCUACCUCUUUGGAGCUUCUUCAAUGGAGAAGGACAUCAAGAUAGCCCUCAAAGACUUAGACUGGGAGGAUAGAGAAAGAGUCCUUCGACUUCUGUUCAGUAAGAUGAACUCUGGUGUCCCUUGAAGCAACUGGAGGAAUCCCCAACAAAACGUGUAUGCUUCAGCCCAUGAUCUCGCAGAAGACGAAAACUCACUGAUGCAGGAAGAGAAUGCUGGUAUCGGAAAUAUGGGUAUGAUCCAGAGUGAUUCCAAGGAUGAAAACAACAUUCAUUAUAGUCCUUGGCAGAUCGACGCCUAAAUUCAAAUUCAAUAAAAUUCUCUUGUAAA
Molecule: messenger RNA, 1478 nt
Organism: Moneuplotes crassus
Lineage: Eukaryota; Ciliophora; Spirotrichea; Euplotida; Euplotidae
Source: the annotation of a GenBank genome assembly